AGGGCAUCACUGGAUUCAGCUAUAAGCAAAACUACAACUUAUACUAAAAUAAGGAUCAAUAAGCAGUCUGACUUACCAGUCAGACCCCUAAGUCUUCCUGGUUGUUGCUCAAAUGUAGACAAGUAAUUGUGGCCAAGUCAAACUGAAGCUGCUGUCUGGUAGGAUGGUGUAGGCCAUCAGCAACAGAGUUUUUCUGCUGCAACCACCAAGAGAGCAGCUUGACUGUCAACAUGACUUCAAGCAAAAAAGGGGAAGAGAUGUUCCACCAAACACUGUGGAGAUGUUUGCUGAGCACUUUCAGAGGGGCACAGUAUGCCAGUAACAGAAAGACCACUUCCUCCACUGACACUCCAGCACUCUGGUCAGAAAGCCACACCCAUCUGCACCAGCUCCACUCACCAGAGCCCCUGCAGGCUCCUGCUAGCACCGGCAGGCCCGUCGGCUCUUCUUACGGCCUCCUUGGGGCCAACAGUGGCAUUCAGGGCCCUGGUGGUGCUGCUGCCAGUGUCAGCCCGGUCCUUGCUUGGCAUGCUGCCAUUACUGCUGCACGGCAAGCACAGGAUGAUGUUGAAAAGCCCGAGAUAAAUUCACGUCCCUCAGUUUGCACCACCGUACCAGCUCCUGUUGGCUCUCUGGCACAGAGGAAGAGACAGCAGUAUGCCAAAAGCAAAAAGCAAGGAGGAUCUACCAACAGCAGGCCGCCCAGAGCUCUGUUCUGCCUCACCCUCAACAACCCCAUCCGCAGGGCCUGCAUUAGCCUGGUGGAGUGGAAACCAUUUGAUAUCUUUAUACUGCUGUCUAUUUUUGCCAACUGUGUGGCCUUAGCCAUCUACAUCCCCUUUCCUGGAGAUGACUCCAAUUCUACCAACCAAGAACUGGAAAAAGUAGAAUAUGCCUUCCUGAUUAUUUUCACGAUAGAAACAUUUCUAAAGAUUAUUGCCUAUGGCUUGGUCAUGCACCAAAACUCCUACGUCAGAAAUGGCUGGAACAUGUUGGACUUUGUCAUCGUCAUAGUGGGGUUGUUCAGUGUGGUUCUGGAGAUGAUAACCAAAGACGCUGACUCUGGCAGCCAGUCUGGGGGCAAACCCGGGGGGUUUGAUGUCAAGGCCCUCCGAGCCUUUCGAGUGCUAAGACCCCUUCGCCUUGUUUCUGGAGUUCCCAGUUUACAAGUGGUUUUAAACUCCAUUAUUAAAGCCAUGGUUCCCCUGCUGCACAUCGCUCUGCUGGUCCUCUUCGUAAUUAUUAUCUAUGCCAUCAUUGGCCUCGAGCUCUUCAUUGGAAAAAUGCAUGCCACAUGCUACAUGACCCAAACAGGUGCCCUUGCAGAAGAAGAGCCCACGCCAUGUGCGGUAUCAGGGCAUGGCCGACAUUGCCUGCUCAAUGGCACAGCUUGCAGAGAGGGCUGGCAAGGCCCCAACAAUGGCAUCACCAACUUUGACAAUUUUUUGUUUGCCAUGCUCACUGUGUUUCAGUGCAUCACGAUGGAAGGCUGGACCGACGUUCUUUAUUGGAUGAACGAUGCAAUGGGCUUUGAGCUGCCAUGGGUCUACUUUGUCAGUCUGGUUAUCUUUGGCUCCUUCUUUGUUCUUAACUUGGUUUUGGGUGUGUUGAGUGGAGAGUUUUCAAAAGAACGAGAAAAGGCCAAGGCCCGAGGUGAUUUCCAGAAGCUGCGUGAGAAGCAGCAGUUAGAAGAAGACCUAAAAGGUUACCUGGACUGGAUCACACAGGCUGAAGAUAUUGACCCCGAGAAUGAGGAAGAGGGAGAUGAAGAGGGCAAACGUAAUCCAAGCAUGCCCACGAGUGAGACAGAAUCUGUGAACACAGAGAAUCACAAUGGACAGGAGGAAAAAUCACCAUGCUGUGGACCACUGUGUCAAAAAAUCACUAAGUCAAAGUGCAGUCGUCAGUGGCGGCGGUGGAACCGUUUCUCCCGCAGGAAGUGCCGUGCAGCUGUGAAAUCAGUGACAUUUUAUUGGCUGGUCAUCAUCUUGGUGUUCCUCAACACUCUCACCAUCUCCUCUGAGCACUACAACCAGCCGGAGUGGCUAACCGAAGUUCAGGAUGUAGCCAACAAAGUUCUCCUGGCCUUGUUCACCUUGGAGAUGCUGGUGAAGAUGUACAGUUUAGGCCUACAGGCCUAUUUUGUUUCCCUUUUUAACCGCUUUGACUGUUUUGUGGUAUGUGGAGGCAUCAUAGAGACCAUCUUGGUGGAACUGGCCAUCAUGUCGCCUCUUGGCAUCUCAGUUUUCCGCUGCGUACGCCUUCUCAGAAUCUUUAAAGUUACACGGCAUUGGGCGUCUCUUAGCAACCUGGUGGCCUCUCUGCUCAACUCCAUGAAGUCCAUUGCCUCUUUGUUGCUGCUGCUCUUCCUCUUCAUAAUUAUUUUCUCCCUGCUUGGGAUGCAGCUCUUUGGGGGCAAGUUCAACUUUGAUGAGACUGUGACCAAACGGAGCACAUUUGAUAACUUUCCACAGGCCCUGCUCACUGUGUUUCAGAUCCUGACAGGAGAAGACUGGAACACUGUGAUGUAUGACGGUAUAAUGGCAUAUGGUGGUCCAGCUUCGUCUGGAAUGGUGGUCUGCAUUUACUUCAUCAUCCUCUUCAUCUGUGGAAACUACAUCCUGCUAAACGUCUUCUUGGCCAUCGCUGUUGAUAACCUGGCAGAUGCAGAGAGCCUCAACACAGCACAGAAGGAGGAAGAAGAGGCCAAAAAGAGGAAGAAUAGUGCCAAGGAUGCAGGGGUAGAUAAGAAGAGAGUUGAACUAACAGAAGCAAAGGAUGGUGAGACCAAGGUGCCGACAGAAGCCUUGUUAGAGGCGGAGAAGGAGUUGUAUCCUGUCACUGACUCUCCAGGGGCAGAUAAUGAAGAAGAUGAUGAUGGUAAUGACAAACUCCCAGAAGUCCCCUUAGGGCCCCGCCCUCAGAGGAUCUCUGAACUCAGCAUUAAAGAAAAGACUCCACCUAUCCCAGAGGGCAGCGCCUUCUUCAUCUUCAGUAGCACCAACCCAUUUCGUGUAUUCUGCCAUAAGCUGAUCAACCAUCAGAUCUUCACCAACCUCAUCCUGGUCUUCAUCAUGCUCAGUUCAGUGUCGCUGGCUGCUGAGGACCCCAUACGCAACUUCUCUGCUCGCAACAUUAUCCUAGGCUAUGCAGACUAUGUCUUCACUAGUAUGUUUACAUUUGAGAUCCUUAUUAAGAUGACAGCAUUUGGAGCUUUCCUUCAUAAAGGAGCGUUUUGCAGGAACUACUUCAACCUACUGGAUCUGCUAGUUGUUGGUGUGUCUCUGGUUUCCUUCGGCAUUCAGUCCUCUGCUAUCUCAGUGGUGAAGAUCCUCCGUGUUUUACGAGUUCUCCGUCCACUCAGGGCCAUCAACAGAGCCAAGGGACUUAAGCAUGUGGUACAGUGUGUAUUUGUGGCCAUCAGGACCAUUGGCAACAUCAUGAUCGUCACCACUUUGCUCCAGUUCAUGUUUGCUUGUAUCGGAGUUCAGCUAUUCAAGGGUAAAUUCUAUCGAUGCACUGAUGAUGCGAAGUCGAGUCCAGAGGAGUGCAAGGGGACAUACAUUCUCUAUAACAAUGGGGACACAGCACUGCCCAUGGUUAAAGAGAGGAUCUGGUACAACAGUGACUUCAACUUUGACAAUGUCCUCAUGGCCAUGAUGGCUCUUUUCACCGUCUCCACCUUUGAAGGGUGGCCCACUUUGUUGUACAAGGCUAUUGACUCUAACAGAGAGAACAUGGGCCCCAUCUACAACUACCGUGUUGAGAUAUCCAUCUUCUUCAUCAUCUAUAUCAUCAUCAUUGCCUUCUUCAUGAUGAACAUCUUUGUAGGUUUUGUCAUCGUUACCUUUCAGGAGCAGGGAGAGAAGGAGUACAAAAACUGUGAGCUGGAUAAGAACCAGCGUCAGUGUGUGGAGUAUGCACUUAAAGCUCGGCCUCUGCGCCGCUACAUUCCCAAAAAUCCUUACCAGUACAAAUUCUGGUAUGUGGUCAAUUCCACCGGCUUUGAGUAUGUCAUGUUUGUCCUAAUCAUCCUCAACACCCUGUGUCUGGCCAUUCAGCACCAUGGCCAAUCUCAUCUCUUUAACUAUGCCAUGGACAUCCUCAACAUGGUCUUCACUGGAGUUUUCACUGUCGAGAUGAUUUUUAAGCUCAUUGCGUUCAAACCCAGAGGCUAUGUCGGGGAUGCCUGGAAUGUCUUCGAUGCUCUGGUGGUGAUUGGCAGUGUAGUCGACAUCAUACUCAGCCAGUCGGCAGCCAUUCCUGUUGUGAAGGUGAUAGUGGAACCAGGGAAUACAGAAGACAGUGCUCGCAUCUCCAUCACUUUCUUCCGCCUGUUCAGAGUAAUGCGACUGGUCAAACUGCUGAGCAGGGGGGAGGGAAUCAGGACUCUGCUGUGGACCUUCAUUAAAUCCUUCCAGGCUCUUCCCUAUGUCGCUCUGCUGAUCGCCAUGCUGUUCUUCAUCUACGCUGUAAUUGGAAUGCAGGUCUUUGGUAAAAUAGCAAUGGUGGAUGGAACACAAAUCAACCGCAACAACAACUUUCAAACCUUUCCCCAAGCUGUCCUGAUGCUCUUCAGGUGUGCCACAGGGGAGGCCUGGCAGGAGAUCAUGCUGGCCUGUCUGCCAGGGAAGCUGUGUGACUCGGAGUCGGACUACAACCCUGGAGAGGAGAGAACCUGUGGCAGCAACUUUGCUAUUAUCUACUUCAUCAGCUUCUACAUGCUUUGUGCUUUCCUGAUCAUCAACCUCUUUGUAGCAGUUAUCAUGGAUAACUUUGAUUACCUGACCCGUGAUUGGUCCAUUCUUGGACCGCACCAUCUGGAUGAGUUUAAAAGGAUCUGGUCUGAAUAUGAUCCAGAAGCCAAGGGCAGAAUAAAACAUCUGGAUGUGGUAACUUUGUUGAGGAGGAUCCAACCUCCACUGGGCUUCGGCAAGCUCUGCCCUCACAGAGUUGCUUGUAAGCGACUUGUGGCGAUGAACAUGCCCCUCAACAGUGACGGGACUGUAAUGUUUAAUGCUACAUUGUUUGCUCUGGUCCGCACCGCUCUGAAGAUCAAAACUGAGGGUAACUUGGACCAAGCCAACGAGGAGCUCAGAGCUGUGAUCAAGAAAAUCUGGAAGAGGACAAGCAUGAAGCUGUUGGAUCAAGUGGUCCCUCCUGCAGGCGAUGACGAGGUAACAGUGGGGAAGUUCUAUGCCACCUUCCUGAUACAGGACUACUUCAGAAAAUUCAAGAGGCGCAAAGAGCAAGGUCUUGUGGGAAGGCGGUCGUGGGAGAAGCUCAACACCACCUUGGCUCUACAGGCUGGCCUGCGCACGCUGCAUGACAUUGGACCAGAGAUCCGUCGAGCCAUAUCAUGUGACUUACAGGAGGAGGGACUGGUAGACGUGACUGGAGAGGAGGAGGAAGAAAUUUACAGGCGUAAUGGUGGCCUUUUUGGUAACCAUGUCAACCAUGUUGGUGGGGAUCAGCAAGGCUCAUCUCACCCUACCACUGUCACUCAGCGGCCGCUACAGAUCCUCCCCUUCUCCUGCAGUGCCUCCAUUGCAGCCACCCAGAUUGGCAGGAAGUCCGGCAGCAGCGACAGAGAGGGCGAGACAGAGAUGAACUCUUCACCCAUCCAAUAUAAUCAUCAUCAUCACACCUCUCUUCCACAUGAUUUCCCUCACUGUAAUUCCACUUGUCCUCAAUCGCCAAUACCCUCCAAUGCCAACCUCAACAAUGCCAACGUGCCCGCACUUCUCUCCAUGACCUCUGUGAGGCAGCAGAAGUGUUUACUACGAAGCCGCCCAUCCUCCACCAGAAAUCCAUCUUCCACCACUUACAGCAAAGGCGUGCACAACAAGCCGUGGAAGUCACACUCCACAAGGACACGCUACUAUGAAGCCUAUGUUAGGUCACAAAGAGGUAGAGGACUUCAUCCCACCAUCCGUCGAGAGGAGCCAGGGGGCGGAGACAGUGAUGAUGAGCGGGGUUCAGGAGAAUACUUUAGUGGGGAGGAAUUUCAUGAGGAUGACAUCAUGCUCACAAAGGACAGAUUGUCCAACACGGACUAUAAUGAUGAUGGAGAGGGGGAUUAUUACCUGUCCACAGAUGACUACCAGCCUGAUAGUUAUUAUGACAAUGACAAACAACCCAUCUGUCAAGAUGGCAGACGGUCACCCAGGAGAUGGUUUUUACCGUCACCCCAAGCCUCCCACUCCCCUACGUUCAGUUUUGAAUGUCUUCGCAGAAAAAGUAGUAUAGAUGACCCUCCUUCUCCAUCAUGCACAGCUCUUCCACUACACCUAAUGCAGCAACAGGUGAUGGCGGUGGCCGGUCUAGAUGCCAGCAAACUUCACCGGUUAUCUCCGACAAGGUCACUGCGAUCUUGGGCCACUCCCCCUGCCUCCCCCAUCAGUCGUGACUGCUCGCCCGGCUAUACACCUCUAAUACAGGUGGACUGGCGAGGUCCCGGCAGUGUGGGCAGCCUCCCUGGAGCAGUGAAGAGGAGUUCGUGGUACACAGAUUGCCAUGAUGGCUCUCAAAGCCGCAGCCACUCCCCGUCACGUCUGCAGCUACCUGCAGAAAGAGUCUCAUACUUCCAGCAAAAGAGAGGCAGUGCCAACAGUCUGGUGGAAGCAGUGUUGAUCUCUGAGGGUUUGGGAAAAUACGCCAGAGACCCCAAGUUUGUCUCAGCCACCAAACACGAGAUUGCAGAUGCCUGUGAGAUGACCAUUGAUGAAAUGGAGAGCGCUGCCAGUAAUCUGCUUAAUGGUAGUAUGGGCAACGGCAACACUGGAGGAACAGGGAACGGUGUCAGCUCGGACUCGCAUGACGUCACAGAUAUGAAGGACCACAGUAUCCGUGACUACAGUGAUGAGGAGCCAGACGUGGCUGUGAAAUGUGAAGAGGACCUAACAGACGAGAUGAUAUGCAUCACUUCACUAUAGCAGCGGCUCACACUGGAUUAUAUUUAGGGUUUUUUCCAAUUAAGUUUUUACUACUGCUUUAAAGUGAGGGGAUGUCUCUGUUCAAGUACAUCUUGCAAAAAACAGAAAAUGCAAAACAGGGAUGAAUACGAGAGCAAAGUGCCUUGUUUUCUCUUUCUGUGGAGUGGAGAACAGCAUAAACGGACAAAUGGCUGAGUUUAGGGAAAACUUCUGCUAAUAUUUAAACCUGAAGAAUCUGCUUGGCAGCCAGUCUCUUGUUAAACAGGAAUUCGGGACACUAACUGGAAGUUGCUUUCUGAUUUCUGAUUAUUAACAUCUGUUUUAUAUGGCUUGAAAGCUUGUAAAUUUAGUUUUUUUUUUUUUAAACAUUCAUUUAGGAUGAUGUACCUCAGCUUUAAUUUGAGCGUGUUUGCAUCCAUGCAGCAUUAGGAGAACAACACUGGAAUGUUCAGCUGCAAGAAGGCCAUAAAUCCUACACUGUUUACUUAAUAUGAAGAGCAAAUACAACAAAACAAUGUGCCACCUCUCUAAUCACCAGUAGACUGGAGCAUAUACACGUGUUGACACUAAUUUUUUUUUUUUUUUAACUAAAUAACUUCAGAAAACAUAGACGUCAGAGGCAAACCCCGGGGAGUGAGUGGUUUGAUCCUAGAGUUAAGCAAAAUGAAACCACAGCCAGAUGUCUUUAGCUCUUCAAUGAUUACUAAAAACUCCCUGAAUUUAGUUGAAUUUCAUGUAUAUAGGUUUUAAUUGGUCAAAGUAACAGCUGCUGAUUCUUCACAUUCUUAUAUCCUCACCUGCCUGAUGCAAAUUAUACCUACCACUUGAUAUUUACAUCAGGCUGAUGCAAAGCCAUCACAGCUGGUAUGUUUGAAUCGAGCUGCUGUAGGUUAAUAAUUCAGGACUUCAGGGUUAAACAUAGCUUGUCUCCAUUUUUGACUUGAAAAGGAAAUGACAUAUCAGUAAAAAAAAAAAACUUUGUCCUCAGGCAUAUCCUUCUAUUUCAUGUGUUCGCUGAAGUCCAUCCCUCUUUUAUUAAUAUUCUCAACAUCCCAAAAACAAACAUUUAGGAUAGUACAAUGUCAUAAACUGAAAACUGAUUUAACUUUUCUGCAAUUCAGAUUAUGCAAUUCUUCAUAUUACAUAAAUGUCCUUGACAUUAUGGAAAUACAUUUAUUCUAAGAAGAAAAAAAAAAAAAAAAAACUGUUGAUGUUUGUCCUGUAAUGUAAUACAGUACUCUCCCAUUGUUGCAUGAUACCUGAACUACUAAUAUAUUUUAAGGAAUUUCAGACACCUUCUUACAUAAUAAAUUUAUAUUUUCUAAUAAUUCCCACACAAAACAAAGAAAGAAAACAAUACCCAGGGUUCCUUUCAAGGUCACCUCAUCUCUCUGAGGUCAUAUUUCAUGGAACAGCUUCAAAGUGUUGCAAGAGUGCGGUUGAGGGGAAUUUCACUCAAACAGGUCUUUGCUUGUUUUUUAAAGGGAGAUUAUGAAGAUAAUAUAUGGGCUGUUCACGUCUACAUCUUGAGUCUUUAAAAUUUCACACAGUAAAACUCAAUUUACUUAUUUAUUUACAAAUACUUUGUGAUCUGUGCAAUCAAAGGGCUUCUUUAAAUGUAAAACCAAAAUGAUUGUUCACUGAGGACAGUUACACACACACUAUCAUUGCUAUACAUCUGGAUUAUAAGCAUAGUUACUAAAGUUGUUUAAAUGUGCACCAUUUUUUGUCUGAACACGAUUGACAGAAGCUACUGGAAGGACAUGUGUCUGUAUACAAUUACUAUCCACAUACACUGAACACAAUCACCCUUUCUCUUUCAAAGACUCACACCUAGACAGCUGUUUUGGGCCAACACAGAUGAUAAAAAAAGAUUUAUUUAUUUUCUAACAGGAUGCAAAUUCAGACUAGUUUUAUUCUAACUGUAUAGGGUGUCUCAGUGUGACAGGGAAACUGGCUACACUUGCAAGAAAGGAGAAAAUUAGAUUAACAGACUGGCUACCUCAAAUGUCCCAAAGUCCUGAGUAAAGGUUGCUUAAUAGUGGUCAGAUUAACUCUCUAAAAGCUUUUCCUUUUAACAAUACAUCACAGAUGGGUCAAUUAGUAACCAAUAUUAAUAAAAGAUAGAUAUCUUCCCUGUUUAGAAACUGGGUUUUUAUAAAAAUGCACCCAACAAUUCAGUUUACUGUAAAUAAUUCUAACAUGGAGACUAUAUUUUGAAAGGAGUUUAUGGAUUUCAGAAGCCAUAUUAAACACAUGCUGCAAGCAGAGAUUUACUGCAUUUCCCCAAUCAGGACACAGAGAGGAUGGAUGCAGAGUCAAAUCUAAGUAUUUAUGGAUGAUAUUGACUCCUUUCUAUACCAGCUGCAUUAUUACAAUAAAAAUAAAUAAGUUAAAAAGUCAUUUAGAAUAAUAAAGUGACUGGUUUACAGUUACUUCAAUUUCAUUGUAAAAAUCCAUUAGCAUUACACUACUAGUGCCAUCCCAAAAACUCAGUGACAUCCAGUAACACAGAACACAAUCACGUGUAGUAUAAUUAUCUAAAUACAUCAGCAUUUACUUUUAUCAAGACAUGAAAUGACAGAAAACUCAAAGCUCUGUUGUGCAACAGCUUUAUUUUUUUCUACUGUUCCACUAAUUUAUAGAUGUCUAUGAAAAGAUGAUGAUGUAUAAAUUCUGUACAGUGUUUGUAAAAAGUUAUGAACUUGAAGAUUUCUGCUAUCUAGCUGUUGUAGACAAAUUUUAAAAAUUAGCUCUAUUUACUUUGUAGCAUAAGUACUAGUACCUUAUAGAUUUUGUACCAAUUAAAGUAAAAAAAAAAAACAACCCGUUUUGUACAUUUGAACUUUUGCCAGGAAUUAUGGCAAACCUGCUGUUUUUUUUUCAUUUUUAAUGAUCACUGAAUAAAAUUCACGAGGACAAGGCCUGGACGGCUUGCUGACAAUAACUA
Molecule: messenger RNA, 9885 nt
Organism: Melanotaenia boesemani (Boeseman's rainbowfish)
Lineage: Eukaryota; Metazoa; Chordata; Actinopteri; Atheriniformes; Melanotaeniidae
Gene: cacna1db
Product: calcium channel, voltage-dependent, L type, alpha 1D subunit, b
Exons: 49
Coding region: 231-6935 (2234 amino acids)
Biological process (GO): calcium ion import across plasma membrane
Cellular component (GO): membrane; voltage-gated calcium channel complex
Molecular function (GO): high voltage-gated calcium channel activity
Source: RefSeq, a predicted model, not a curated record